Molecule: messenger RNA, 5620 nt
Organism: Lethenteron reissneri (Far Eastern brook lamprey)
Lineage: Eukaryota; Metazoa; Chordata; Hyperoartia; Petromyzontiformes; Petromyzontidae
Product: glutamine-rich protein 2-like
Source: RefSeq, a predicted model, not a curated record
GCACCGUCAACGCAGCACCGGCUGACACACCCAGUGUAGCUGCAUUGACGAGUACGGCUGACAAGGGCUGACAAGGGCUGACAUAGCCCGCGCGGACGGUGCAGACCACCUGUCCCAGCAACAACUGACACAGCGAGUACAGCUGCCAACACACCGAACAAUCGACACAGCCGACACAGACAGGCAGCAGAGUGAAAUUGCGAAGCCACCACAGCCAGCAAAAAGACCGGCGCAGGGAACACAGCUGACACAGCAGACACAAACCAACGACAGCUACACACAGCCGGCAAAAGACCGGCGCAGGGAAUAGAGCUGACACAGCAGACACAAACCAACGACAGCUACACACAGCCGGCAAAAGACCGGCGCAGGGAAUAGAGCUGACACAGCAGACACAAACCAACGACAGCUACACACAGCCGGCAAAAGACCGGCGCAGGGAAUAGAGCUGACACAGCAGACACAAACCAACGACAGCUACACACAGCCAGCAAAAGACCGGCGCAGGGAACACAGCUGACACAGCAGACACAAGCCAACGACAGCUACACACAGCCGGCAAAGACGAACACAGCCACCGUCACAGUCGCAAACCAGCCAACACAUCACGGCUGACACAGCUGACACAGCCAGCAGGGCAAACACAGCACGGCUUCACGACGAUGCUGUCCGCCCGUGAUGACGACGACGACGCCGCUGCUUCUGCUCCGUCGAAGAUGAUCAACGGCACCGCCGGUGGCGUCAAUGACAAUGACGACGACGACGACGACGAUGAUGAUCAAGACGACACCGUCGAUUUGAGCGACCUCGUGGAACGAGCCGUGAGCAGCCUGGACCCGUCCUCCGUCAACUUCAGCGCCCUGGGCUCCGUCCUGCGCGCUCUCGUGAAGUCGCAGCACCUGGGAUCGCACGUGGUGGUUCCCGCGGGGGCACGUGACCCCCCCGGCGGAGUUGAUCCUCGUCUCGGGGAGAGACUCACUCGGGUCGAGGAGGCUCUGGGGAGGCUGCUGGAGGCUUCCGUCGGAGCGGACGCGAUGCUGGACGGACGCGCGCCUCCGUCGUCGGUCGUCGAGAUGUGGAAAUUGACGCAGGUGACGAAGAGGACCGAGGCCAACGCGGAAGGCGUGGAGAAGGCAAUGUCGCUGCUGGGGACCCUCGUGGAGGAGAUGAAAUCCGUGCGUUCGUGGCGCGAUUCACUCCGCGGCGAGGUGGCGCGUCUCCUCCGGCUGCUGCAGGCGUCCCAGGCAGAGAUCAGCAGCCUCUCUGCCGGCAUGCAAGCCGCACAAGAAAACAGCGCCAAGAUAGCAGAAUUACAGACGCAGAUGGAGCAGUCUGCCCGCUGGCUGGGCGCCUUCCCGCAGGGCGCCGGGUCGCUGGUCACGUGGCCCCGCCUGCUGGCCGCUCUGCGCGGGGAGGACAGCGGAGCGAGCCACGAGCUGCAGACGGAGCGAGAGGGAGCGACGGAUCCGCCCGCCGAGGUGGCGCUGCUCACGAUCGGACGUCUCCCAGCCCGGCAGCAGCAGGCGGAGGCACGCAUCGGAGUUCUGGAGCAGAUGCUGCAUGAACCCCGCUCGGAGCUGACUCAUCUAGUUGCGGAGGUGGCACGGCUGCGUCAGCGCGUGGAGCGCGACUCCACGAGCCGAUCCCAGGAUGAGUCCGGGCUCCGGGAACUGUCAAGGGAGGUGGCUCGACUCGUGGACGAAGGAGAUGCCACUCGCAAGGACAUUCAGAGCCUGGCGGAGUCUCUGGAGCAGCUGCAGGAGACGAAAGCCGACAGGGUCAAAGUCGACACGGACAUCGAAGUGAAGGCGGACAAGCACGCGCUGGACGGUAAGGUGAGCUGCUCGCUCUUCUCGGAGGCGACGGGGCGCCUCCACGCGAUGAUGGACGGCCUCCUGCAGCGAGUGAGCGGCCAGGAGGGCGACUGGCAGCGGCAGACCCAGAUGCUCGUGGCCCGCAUGGACAGCAAGCUGGACCGCAUGGAGCUGGACCCGCUGAGACGGGAGCUGGAGGCGCGCUGGCGGGCCGUCAAACGCCGCCUGCAGGACGGCGAGCAGAUACAAGCGGACGACGCCGCCGGCUUCCGCAGGCAACUGAUUGCGCGUUUCCACUGCAUCUCGUGUGACCGUCCCCUGGACCUACCCGUGCCCGCCCCGCGUCUGAUCACCGUUGCAGUGGCGACAUCAACGCAGAAGAACUCCCAGGGGCUUGCCAGCGUGCGGCUCCCGGCGGCUCCGACGUCGCUGUCCACACGGCCCUCGCUGAGGCCGUGCGGUGGUGUCCACACGAUCCACGCGGUCCACUCGACGGGCGGCAAGCGUGUGGCACGCGUACCACCCCUCGGCCAGAUGGUCCGUGCCGGCGAGGUGCCCGGCGUUCCAGCCUCCCGCACGAAGGAGAUCCACAUUCUGGGACUGGACGGACAUAUCUACAGGGGGAGACUGGAGCGGUCGUCGUUCCUGCCGCCCAUCCAGAGCCCGGAAGGUGUCUCGGACCUGACGGCUGUUGACCGUCGGGAACCGGAACCCCGCGGCUCGCACGGAGCCCCGAUGCCUGGCCCAUGCCCUCCUGAACUGCCGGCGCCGCCGGAUGGCCAACUGCGUCCUGUGCCGUACGACGGUCCGGCAAGGCGGAUUCGGGAACGUGCGGAGCGAGGAGGGAAUCCAGCACCGGUCCCCCCCCUCCUCCUUCUCCGCCGUACAUCAACCCGAGUUGGACACGACGUUCAUCAUGUCCAGGAGCAGUAGCGCCAUCUCCAGCAGCUACACAGACCUGGGUAACAGGCCCGCGUCUCCGCUGCCCGCGAGCCCCCAGGUGUCCCCGGCGGCUCCUCCGGCAGGCGGUGGUGGCGGCCGACCCACGCGGCUCACACGGUGACUCCCGGACGGGCGUCUCUCGCGCUCUCCCGCGCCUCGCCGGGACAGGAUGAAACGCCAACGCAGCCACCGCUACCGCCACCGCUAUCACAGCCAUCACCGCCACCGCAGCCACCGCCACCACCACCACCACUGCCACCACAGCCACCACCACCGCCACCACCGCCACCACAGCUACCGCCACCACCACCACCGCCACCACCGCCACCGCCACCACCGCCACCACCACCACCGCAGCCACCGCAGCCACCGCAGCCACCACCACCACCGCAGCUACCACCGCCACCACCGCCACUACCGCCACCGCUAUCAUCACCACCAUCACCACUCUGAUGAACCCACGGGGGCAGAAACGACGCCUAGGAACAACAACAUGCAGCAGAGGGCGAGGGGGGGAUACUCGCGAACAUCAAGGAGGGAACGGACUCCCACGGUGGUUAGAUGUUGACUACCUCGCCUGGUGUGCAGGAGGUCGUGGGUUCGAUCCCGACCCCGACGCCCGCUGCUGUGUAUUUGGAGUUUGCGUGUCUCUCUCUCAUCAUCGUCACGGAGGCUAGGAGAUGUUAACUACCUCGCCUGGUAUGCAGGAGAUCGUGGGUUUGAUCCCGACUCCGACGCCCGUUGCUGUGUAUUUGGAGUUUGCGUGUCUCUCUCUCAUCAUCGUCACGGUGGCUAGGAGAUGUUAACUACCUCGCCUGGUCUACAGGAGGUCGUGGGUUCAAUCUCGACCCUGACGCCUGCUGCUGUAUAUUUGGAGUUUGCGUGUCUCUAUCUCAUCAUCAUCAUCACGGUGGCUAGGAGAUGUUGACUACCUCGCCUGGUGUGCAGGAGGUCGUGGGUUUGAUCCCGACCUUGACGCCUGUUGUGUAUAUGUGGAGUUUGCGUGUCUCUCUCUCAUCAUCACGGAGGCGAGAUGUCAUAUUUGAUGGGGGGGGGGGGGGGUCUGACUUUUUGUGACGCCUUGUGACGAUGGGGGGGGGGGGGGUCAAAAAUCGGCCAAAAUCGCGUGACGUCAUUUAUGGAUGACCCCUCCAUCGUAAAAAAAAAAAAUUGUAAAAAAAUCCACAAGGGGUUUGAUUAGACAAUGUGAGUUGUAACUUAAUUUGUGUUUCGAUUUAAAGCUUUCGUGACUUGCAGGGAUUCAUCUUCUUGGUUCUUUCCGUAAAGUCACGUAGAAGGGAAGUAAUAAAAUAAUAAAAAUAAAACAUAAUAAAAUAAUAUUAUAAUAUAUUUUAUUAUGUUUUAUUUUUAUUAUUUUAUUAAAAUAAUAAAAAAACAAUAAAAUAAGACAAAAUAAUAGUAUAUUUUAUUAUUUAUAUUUUUAUUAUUUUAUUAAAUUAAUAAAAAUAAAAGAUAAUAAAAUAAUAAAAUAGAAUAAUAAGAAAUUUUCUCAUGGUUUUUUUUAUUUUAUUUUAUUAUUCCCCUUCUACGUGACUUUCCCGAAAGAACCAAGAAGAUCAUUUGUGUUUGCGACGAUGUUUACCCUCCAAUAAAAAUCCGUCCGCGGGUCUCGCUUACCCCACCAGAAAGGGCUGAGCUAGAGCCAAGCGUCAAUGGGGGUAUCAUCAUCAUCAUCAGUGCGGUGUUGAUGGCCGCAUCAACUUCCGUCCAUUGCAAAACCACUCCGCCGCUAUUCUACCGCGCGGCGUCCGACGUUUCGCUGCACGGUCCACGAAGUGGGCGCGUUACGCAGCGCGACCGCUCGAAAAAUAACCCACGCGUCAUGCCAGCGUCAUGCUAGCGUCAUGCCAGCGUCAUGCCAGCGUCAUGCUAGCGUCAUGCUAGCGUCAUGCCAGCGUCAUGCCAGCGUCAUGCUAGCGUCAUGCCAGCGUCAUGCCAGCGUCAUGCCACCGUCAUGCCAGCAUCAUGCUAGCGUCAUGCCACCGUCAUGCCAGCGUCAUGCCAGCGUCAUGCUAGCGUCAUGCCACCGUCAUGCCAGCGUCAUGCCACCGUCAUGCCAGCGUCAUGCUAGCGUCAUGCCACCGUCAUGCCAGCGUCAUGCCAGCAUCAUGCCACCGUCAUGCCACCGUCAUGCCAGCGUCAUGCCACCGUCAUGCCAGCGUCAUGCUAGCGUCAUGCCAGCGUCAUGCCAGCGUCAUGCCACCGUCAUGCCAGCGUCAUGCCACCGGGGGACGGAGGUCGCCCCAGGCAACCGCCGCCACCCACGCGUAGAACCACGUCGCACUCGAACCGAAUUCAUCGCUCCGUCUCCCCUCCCCAUAGGGGGCCGUCCGUAAAUGACGUCACGCGAUUUUGAACGAUUUUUGACCCCCCCCCCCACUCGUCACAUGACGUCACAAAAAGUCAGACCCCCCCCCUAAAAUAUGACGUCACAAAGCUGUGCCCCCACCCCCCCCCCAAAAAACAUUUCCAUUUUGUAAAAGAAAACAUGCUUCAAACCGCUUUAAGCUAUCGUCAUUGUGGAGUGCGUAUUUAAUGUGGCGCUGCACUCUGAUGUUGUAAGAAAUGUUGUUAUAACAAUUAGUGUUGUUAUAACAAUUCUACAUUUAUUUAAAGUUGCGCAUUUUUACGUGACGUCACAUUUCUCAAACCCUCCCCCUCCUCCUCGUCACACAUCGUCACAAAUAUCUGACCCCCCCCCCGCUCCAAGGUGCGUGACGUCAUUUAUGGACGGCCCCAAACCCCCUCUCCCAGACGCGUUCCAUUCCUCGUGAAUGUGGCGGUCGAUGGGCUCCAUUGUUAUCGCGUUGCCUAUCGGGACAGGGCAGCCACGGCUGUGUGUC